UAAAAUGUCGAUUUUUCUCUCUCUAUUUGAAGGUUUAUAAUCCCUCUGAUUGGAAGCAAAAGGUUACCGUUUUGGAAGAAAUUGUACAAGAGCAUCAGCUUUACCUGGACAAUUUGGAGAAAUUCCAAAACUGGCUACAAUUAAUGAAAGAGAAGUAUAACAGUUGCAUCUCACACAAGAACAGCAAAGAUCAUGUGGACGGAUCACUGAAGGAACUGAGGGAGUUGAGCGAUGCAGUCGUCAGUAGGGAAGGAGAGCUCGACAAUCUGAAGACCCAGGCUGAAGCUGUAAUAAAGAACACAUCUCCCAAGGGUGCUGAGGAUAUCAACAGAAACCUGGAACAACUGAGGACAGACUGGGAGAACCUGAGACUGAAGUGUCAGCAGGAUCAGGGCCCAUUGCAACAUGCACUGCAGUCCGUGCUGGAACACCAGUCCAGGGCUCAGCAGCUGGAGAGAGAAGUGGUUGAGUUAUUGGACCGAUUACAGAUCCUGGAUCUAGAACCUCCAGAUGAGAAUGAACCUGAAAUUGUGUGGCGUAACUGUCUGCUCACCAGAUCUUCAAUUUUAGCAGAGGAAUCGAGAGUGGAAGAACUUCAUCUGAAACUGAAGGACCUUGGCAAAUUCUCGCAGAAUGAAAAACUCUCUGCUAAGGUCCUGGAUGUCAUUCGAGAAUACAACAGAGUGAAAGGGAAGAUAAUCAAGAGGUGCAGCCAGUUAAUGGAGAAUCUUCGUCAGGGCUUUCAGGAGCUGCUGAAAGAGUUUGAGCAAUGGAGGAACAGCACCAGGAAUCUGCUGGACUCUUCCCUGGACACCAAUGAUGAAAUGCUGACCAGACUUUAUCUGCAGCACAUUGAGGACUAUUUAGCUUCCAGCAGUGAGCUGCAGGUCCAAUUUGACAGAUUUCGGGGACUUGAGGGGAUGAUGAACAACAUUUUCAGUAGCGAGCAAACGGCAGCAUUCGGGGCUGAGCUGAGGGAAGCUUUGUGGCAGCGAGAAUUCUUCACUGAUCUCCUGAUAAAGAGAAGGGGGCAGAUACAGGAAAUGAGGCAGCCGAGGUGUACACCACAGAAUGACGGAGAGAGAAGGGACCCGGAGAACGUGCAGAAAAUCACAAGGCAAAAGAAACAUCAGGGAGCCAACUUAAGAAGUCGAACAGUGAAUAAUCAAGAUCUUGCUAGUCACAAGCUGUUGAUGCAGAAGUUUGAAGAUUGGCUAAAAAGUCAAGAUCAGAAACUGGCAAAUAUUUUGGCUGCCAACAAUGCCAGGAGCAGCAGGGAGAUGAAAAGAAGGAAACAAGGUUUGAAGGUGCUGAACUGUCAUGUCCCUCGUGGUCAGAAGAUUUUUGAAGAGCUGAUAAGUGCCAAGUGUGCCGGAGUGAAUGAAGAAGAGAAACAGCUGGAAGAUUUGCGAUAUCGAUGGAUAUUGUACAAAACAAAGCUAAGCGAGGCAGGAGAGCUCCUGAUUCAAGGCCAGGAUGAAGUUGAUGAAUUUGGAAAGACUUCAGGAGGGAUCUGCCACUAUCUGUCUCGUGCCUGCUGUGCAGCACUCCCUCUCCAGUUGCUCCUGCUCCUUCUGUUGCUGCUCGCCUUCCUACUGCCUCUCAUCGAGGAACAGGACAGCUGCAGUGUGGUCAACAAUUUUGCACGUUCUUUCUACCUGACGCUACGAUAUCAGGGUCCACCUCCAACAUAAUCAGACACAUUCUCAUUUUUCACAGCAUAUCCAAUGCAACCAACUCCCUGAUCUCGCUCUGAACUGUAUCAAAUAUUUGUCAGCCUGUAAUGUUUUGGCACUAACUGGUGGCCAUUUCACCAGAGAUGCUGCAAGAUUCGCUUCAUUCUCUUAUCCUCUUAAAUGUAACAACAGCAGUAUUCAUCUUUUAUUUUGCUACCUGACAGAAUGUGGCAGAAAUUGUUUUUUUUUGAAAGUGUUAAAGCAGUGAGAUAAUGAGAUCUGCUUGAGGUUAAAGUUCAUUUAUGUUAUUUAGCAGGCAUUUCUCGCAUAACAACAAUGGGCCAUUUUAUAAACAAUUUUUAAAAUGUAUAAGCUAAAAAUAAUUUAUUAGGAGGAAUGGUUAACCAUUUUUAAGUUUAAGGCUAAUAUUUGUGAUUCUGACCCUCAUCUUGCAUUGAGACAAUGAGACCCAAUUUUUAUUUGUAGAAUUCUGAGGGGUGUAUCUUUUGUGACAGGCCAGUUUGUGAGAUUGUUUUAUCAAUGGGCGAAAACUCGUCUAUAUCUGUCAAAGUUACCCAUGUGUGAAGUUUUCUUAACUGCAGAGCAGUUGUGAUAAUUAGAAAUUACUGAGAUGAAGGCAAAGUUCUGUUAUAAAUGUUAUUCUUAAUUGUAUAAUUAAUGUUUGACCACCUUAUUGUUGUCACUUCCAUAGAUUUUGUUAAGACAAAGUUACUUAGAACACCAAGUGUGUCAUAUCACUGUCUUGCAGCAGGAGAAGUGACUGUUCAGCCUUUCAUAUUUGGGUAAAAGUUUGAAAGAGCUUUCCAAUCAGUUCCAUUCUCCUGAAAUUCUUCAUUCCCAGUUUUUCUGUAUAUAUCUUGUUCCCUUUGUUUAUAAGUUAUUGAAUCUGCUCCCACUCCUCUCUCUCAAGCAGAGCAUUUAAAAAAAACAAAAGAAUUAAGUGGGAGUCAAAGGAAUUAUCAAUUAACUGGAAUACAUUGCCUAAAAGGGUGGUCAAAAUAGAUUCAGUAACUUGCAAUAGAAUUGAAUUUACAUUGAGGUGAAAAUGUUGCAGGGCUACAGGGAAGGAGUUGAAAAAUAGGACUGAUGGGGAUCUUCUUGAAUAGAAAAAGUCAAAGUCAAAAGUAGUUUUAUUGUCAUAUGCACAAGUGCAAUGUAAAACGUUACUUGCAGCAGCAUCACUGGCACAUAUCAGACUUGGACUGUAACAUUUUUAUCUUAACAUUUCUGCUCUAUGGUUACUGAACUUCCUGGAAAUGUUUUCUUAUUUACUAUUUGUGAAUUAAUAGAUAAUCAAAAUUAUAGGUAAUCAUUCCCUACUCAUAAGAGAAUAACCCAACUUUCUCCAUGUGACUGAAGUCUCUCAUUCCUGGGACACAGGAACAAGUGUGGAAAAUCCACCAUUCAGUAAGAUCGCUGCUGAUUUGAUUUUUCCACCCCCUUUCCUCAUAACCUCCAGUUUUGAAUUGCAGAGGAAUUGGUCUCGGUGUGAAUACAUUCAGCAUCCACUGCUUUUUAACAUGGAACUUAGAACAGUACAGCAUGGGAACAGGCCCUUUAGCCCACCGUGUCUGCACUGAACACAAUGCUGAAUUAAACUAAUUCUCUUUUUUCUGUAUACAAUCCAUAUCCUUCCAUUCCCUGUGUAUUCAUGUGUCUAUCUAAGAGCCUCUUAAACACCACUAUCAUAUCUGCUUCCACCACCACCUCUGGCAGCCUGUGUCAGUCAUCCACCACUCUCUGUAUGAAAAAUCUUGCCCUGCACAUCUCCUUUUAAACUUUCCCCCUCUCACCUUAAAUGCAUGUCCACUAGUACUUGACAGUUCUACCCUGGAAAAAGAUUCUGACUGUCAACCCUAUUUAUGCCUGUCAUUAUAAACUUCUAUCAGGUCUCUCCUCAGCCUCCACCGAUCCAAAGAAAACAACCCAAGUUUAGCCAACCUCUCUUUAUAGCUCAUAUCCUCUAAACCAGGCACCAUCCUGGUAAAUCUAUUCAGCACCCUUUCCAAAGCUUCGCCAUCCUUCCUGAAAUGGGGCGACCAGAAUUGAACACAAUACUCCAAGUGUGGCCUAACCAAAGUUUUAUGUAGCUGCAACAUAGAGUUGUACAGCAUAGAAAAGGGCCCUUCAGCCCAUAUGUGUCCAUGCCGACCAAGAUGUAUAUUCCUGCUAAUCUCACUUCCCAGCACUUGGCCCAUAUCUCUCUGAACUCUUGUUGUCCAUAUAUCUGUCCACCACAUACUUAAAUAUAUAAUGUACCUGCCUCACCCACUUCCUCUGGCAGCUGGUUCCAUGUAUCUACCAACUGUGUGUGUGUGUGUACAUAUAUCUAUAUAAAAAUAAAUUUAAAAAAAGUU
This is a messenger RNA of Pristis pectinata (smalltooth sawfish), 4054 nucleotides long. It is a transcript of the gene syne3, whose product is annotated as spectrin repeat containing, nuclear envelope family member 3. Gene Ontology annotation, biological process: nuclear migration. The record is from RefSeq and is a predicted model, not a curated record. Gene Ontology annotation, molecular function: actin filament binding. NCBI's taxonomy places the organism in Eukaryota, Metazoa, Chordata, Chondrichthyes, Rhinopristiformes, Pristidae. The transcript is spliced from 11 exons. The coding region runs from base 144 to 1694 and encodes 516 amino acids. Gene Ontology annotation, cellular component: cytoplasm; meiotic nuclear membrane microtubule tethering complex; nuclear outer membrane.